Nelumbo nucifera (sacred lotus) is the source of this 2819-nucleotide messenger RNA. The record is from RefSeq and is a predicted model, not a curated record. Lineage: Eukaryota; Viridiplantae; Streptophyta; Magnoliopsida; Proteales; Nelumbonaceae.
AUGGUAGACUUCUUGGUUGAAUGCACCUUCAACCACAACCACAACCAGGCCCCCGACCACGAGAAAGAGCAAUCGUUGUCUUGGACUUUGUUCGUAGAAGGAUCCUCCAAUGCCAAGGGAAGCGGAGCCGGCCUCAUACUUCCCACUUUGAAUAGCAACGUGUUAGAGUAUGCAUUGCAGUUUGGUUUCUGCGCUUCCAACAAUAAAGCUGAGUACAAGGCCCUACUAGCCAGCCUCCAACUUUCCAAAGGCCUCGGAAAAAAGUGCAUCAGAGGCUUUAGCGACUCACAAUUGGUUGUGAACCAGGUGAAUAGAGAAGUUAGGACUGCAGAACAGAUUCAACAUCCACACCGGACAUUCAGAUCUUGUAUAGCAGAGAACCUCCUCUCUAGUAGAAAGGGUUACAGCUGGGUUAUAUCAGAGCACAUUCUGGACUUUCUGCAUCAGUGGCAAGGAACAGAUUUAUGUAAAAGGGGUAAAGUUUAUUGGCAAUCUGUGGCACAUGCAGUAUUGUGGGGAGUUUGGGAUGAAAAAAACAAAUGUCUCUUUGACAACAAAUUCAGGCCCCUGGAAGAGUUAAUUUCAGACAUUACUUACCUUUGCAACCUCUGGACUGUAAAUUCAGAUCUGUUCAAAGGACUCUCAGUCAAUGACCUCAAUAGAGAUGCUCACCCCUUUCUGUUUCUCCCUCACCUCCAUCAAACAACCUUGAGACAACCAGAUCCUAUCAGUGAAGGAGUGAUGACCCUAAAAUUUGAUGGAAGUGCUUUAGGUAACCCUGGCUUAGCCGGAAUUGGAGGCAUAGUAAGGGAUGAAAAGGGCAACAUUUGCGGGACUUUCAGUGGUCCAAUUGGUUUGGCUGAUUCCACAAAGGCUAAAGUGAUGGCUGCUCUCACAGGAAUCAGAAUAAUAAAAAACCUGGGAAUCCUGAACUUAAUCAUUGCCGGUGAUUCAGCAAAUACUAUAAAAUGGUUAAGGGACAAGGAGGGGGAACUUGGAGAUUGAGCCACUUCUUGGCAGAGGCUAGGGACUCUUUAGAAUGUUUAAAUGUAAAAUUAGCUUGGAUUCCUAGGGAACUAAAUCAUAUAGCAGAUGGCUUAGCCAAAUGUGGUGUGUUUUUGGAUCAUUUGUAUAGCAACAAGCUUCCUCCUCUGUAAUUCUCAUGUACCUCUUCUUUCUUUAAUGAAAUAUGGUUAAAUUCUUCUCAAAAUUUAACCAGUCCUAUUGGUUCAGACAAGUUUAGAUUGAAGUUUGAGCUUUGUGAAAUAGAUUUUCACUGUCUAAACUUACUGCUUCUUAAGAUGCUUUCUGAUGCAGAGGUUGGAUUUUUUUUUCUUUUGUCAUUUCCAGCAGUCGAGUCGCUGGCAAACUUCAUAAGGCAAACCAAAGGGGUUGCAGAAGGAUUAGGGGAAAAGGCAAAAGUGGCAACCAAACAAACACACUCUGCUACUGUAAUUUUAUUUUAUUUAUUUAUUUAUUUUUUAUCGGUAUACUCUUCUACUGUAUUCUGAGUAGACGUUGAAGAUGUCAAAGGUCAAACAAUAAAGGAGGCACCUCUCAAAUGAGGAAGAAAAUAAUCAAUGGGUGUUAAUGGUGGUGAUAGAAGAAAAAUGGAGAAAACUUUGUUUAAAUAAAGGACAAAAUUGGGUUUUUGAAAUAUUGAAAGAGUCAUGUAAUGUUGUCACAUUCAAACAGAAUAUGACAGACAACCAACAGAGGGGUAGUAUUUGUCAAAUUACGUCAUACUAUAAGGGUCUUUAAGUAGGUUUCCAAACCUUAGGGGUACUUUAAGUAAUUUCCAAAUACAUCAGGGUGAUUUAAGUAAUUAUACUACCCCUCCAGAUAUGGGGGUUCAUCUCUUUUUUUCUUCUUUUGAUCAGAAUUUUGGGUUCCUCUCUUCAUUGAAAUGGGCUUCGGACCUUUGGUUUGGAGGAUAAAAGAUGAAAGAUUUUUUGUAUUUUUACCUUUCUGUUUUAAACAAUUAUUUAACUGGAUCAGGGUUAAUUGUGUCAUUAAAAAUAAAUAAUGGCCUAGCUGAACUUCUGUUAAUGGUACUAAUGUUGACAUGAUGGAAGGUAAGUUUUAGAUAACAAAAAUUCUGAGAGUGGGAUCCGUGGAGAUUUUGGAAAGUCAGGGUAAGUACAGGACAAAUGGGAAAAAGUGAAUGGGGAGUUCUAGAUAAUAACCCUAAUAAGAGAAAAUACAAGGUAUAUACAAAGGGGGGACAAAAAACCCAGAACAGAAUAGGAUAGACUUAUGUACUUCUAUUUAUAUACAAUUUAAUUUGAUGCAUAUCAAUAAUUCAAUUUGGCUCUAUAACUAUGGCUUUUCUAAUAUUUAAUAUAUAGAAACUAAUGUUAUACAACAUAUACCAACCAUGUGGAGUAUUUGAACAUGCCAAAAUAUCAAGUUUACCAGGAUCACUAUCUCACCAUUUAUCCAUAUUCAAUUCCAAGACAUCUGAAUGUCCCAAUUAUAUAAUAAAGCAAAAAUAUGCUAUUUGAUGAAUCAGAAAUAUGAAGCAAACGGUUGAUGAUUCUCUUAAAUAGAAUGUUUGACCUUACCUCCUAUGCAUUGUAAAAUAAAUUAAAAGAUAUGAUUCAUCAUCCUUACCUUUAAUGGAAGUGUUUGCUCUCUUCCAGAAGGGCUAAUCAAUCCCAUCUCCUUCAAGGACUCUAGUGAGAAACCUUAUCCGCUUCUUGGAAUCCUGCAGCUGCUAUAUCUCGCAAGUUCACAUGGACAUACUUCGGCAGCCCAGUAUGCAUUCCUUUUUGACAAUUAGCUGACAAAUCAGUGCAUGAAAUUCAGAAAAAAAGAGA